This is a messenger RNA of Neogale vison (American mink), 3596 nucleotides long. RefSeq names its product neural proliferation, differentiation and control 1 (gene NPDC1). Lineage: Eukaryota; Metazoa; Chordata; Mammalia; Carnivora; Mustelidae. Bases 2121 to 3296 code for a protein of 391 amino acids. Gene Ontology annotation, cellular component: membrane. The record is from RefSeq and is a predicted model, not a curated record. The transcript is spliced from 8 exons.
GGGGUCAACAGGCCCGGCCCGGAGGGCUCCGCCGGCCACCGGAGGGCUCCGCCGGCGAGGGCUGCUCCUGGGCUCCCGGCGGCGACCCCGAAGUUCACGCGCGUCCUGUCUUUGUCUCUGCAGCCGUGGGCUUGCGCUGUGUGUCUGUCUGGGGAGGGGGUCGCCGCGGGGACUCGGUCCUGGGCGCGUCUCUGCGUGGGCGCUUCUUGGGGUUCGCGGGUGCGGGCCCGGCCCUGGGAGCCUGCCGGCCGCGCCGCUGGUGUCUGCCCUGGGGUCGGGGUCGCGGCACUGGGCUGCCUGUCCCCAUGCCUCAGGUGGUGUUGGGCGCGAACCUUGCUUUGCUGCCCUGAGGGUCUGAAUCAUCCCAGGCCUGGGGGCUUGAUCGGGCUUCAGUGGAGGCAGAAGGUGCUGCCCUCCAGGUCCCUCUUCUGCACUGGGGGCAGACCUUGAGGGGCCCAGGGUCCUGGGAGACCCGCCCUGCUUCCCAGAGGGGCACUGAGGCUCCAGGCCAGAAGGUCUGCAGGAACCCAGAGUCCCAAACGCACCCCCACCCCAGGGCCGAACUGGGAGACUGCUCAUUCACUUCUGGCAGGGCCAUAGGAGAGGACCUAUUCUUAGCCCAUUUUACCGAUGAGAAAACAGGUACCAAGAAGUGACACAGUGGGAUGCCAACCUGGGCCUUGUGGUUCUGUGUGUGUGGUCUCCUUCUGGCCACAGCACCCCCGCACGGGAGACUGGAGUGUGGCUGACCCAGGAAAAUGGAGGCUGCCUGCAGAGAACCUGGCUCCGGGGCACGCAGGGUGGGGCCUCUGGAGGAAAGGCAGAGCAGCCUUUGGGCUGAGCGCGCGGGGGUGGCCAGGUGCCCAGGUGCCCUCCCUGCUGCUCAUUAGCAUUAUACUCUCCCAGAUGCGGGGUGUGGUGCCAGCCACUCUCCGGCUGCCACUGAUCUGGGAUCUCUUCCUGCACCCCGGGGCUGGAGUGGCUCUCUCCGCAGACUAGCCAGGCAGCACCCCUGUCUUUCUAGGCUGGGGGCGGGGGAGUGUAGGGAGGCCUCUGGAACCCAGAACCUGGAACCAACUUGGUGCUUUAGGUCCCAGCCCCUGGCCUGUGCACUCUGGGUUCUCAGCACUUUGAGCGGGGACUGCCUGACUCCCCAAGCACCCUGGCUCGUGGAUGGGGUCCAGACUGAUCUGCUGGCCUAGGCUGAAAGGCUAAGUAGCCCACUAGCCCCGCUCUCUGAUGCUGCCGUCUGUUGACCCAGGUAGUAGAGGAUGGGGGUCCCCUGGAUGGAGUCAGCCUGCUGCUGCCUGCUUCAAGGGCUGCGGGAGUUUCCUGCCUACAGCUAGGAGGCUGGGAGUGUCAGGUUACCAAGGAAACCAAGGCAGGCCAGCCAAGGUCUGGAGAAGGACAGAGCCAGCACUCCCUGAUCCCCCACGUACCUUGGGCCCAGUGGCCCUCCUGCAGGGCGGGCUGAGGGCUGUGCGGAGAGGAAUAGUCCUGGGCCUCCAGAGACACCCCAGCCCAGCCUCCCCAACCAGGACUGACAGUCCUGCUGGGUGUCUUCCUAGGUUCUCUGGCUCUGCUGCCCUCUAACCGGGACCAGUGUUCCAGCCUCAGGGCAUUCCCUAGCUUGGAGGCAGCUCACCGUCUGUAUCCCAGAAGGGAAACUGAGGCAUAGAGGGCUACUGUUUUCCAUCCCUCAGCAUUGGGAUGAGAACCCUUGGCCAUCUAUACAGGACGCCAGAGUUUGGGCUCAAAGUCAGGGACCGGGCCAGGGCCAAAGCCCCAGGGACCCCCCAGUCCCCGGCAGCAUGACUACGGGAGUGACCCUGGCCUGGUUUUUGUAUCUCAACCAGGUGAGAUGUGCCGACCCCAUCCUUGGUCUCCCCAAACCAGCAGCUUCUCUGUGCUCCGGAGACAAGCCAGAGAUCAGACACAGGAAGGAGGGCCUGUCUUCCCUUGUUCUGGGCCACCUUCCAGCUCUGCUGUAGGGAGUGGGGUGACAGGAUGGGACUUGCAGGGCGGCCUCGAGGUGGUGGGAAAGCUGGGUGGACAGCGUCUUCGGCUCCCCCGGAGGCAGAGAGAGACCCAGGCCCCGCCUUCUAGGGCUCCCAGCCUUGAUGGAGGGCGCUUUGAGACGGGAAGCAGGACCUCCCGGGCUGCCUGGCCCUGGACAGGACCGCUUCUGCACGGGGCUGGCUCAGGCCUGGAGAGUGGACUCUCGGGAGUGGGUGGGGCAGGAGAGUUCCGAUAAGUGUGGGGACUGCUUGUCUUCCUGGUCCUGGUCUCUGGCUGUCGGGAGGAAGGGCCUGCCCAGAACAAUGGCCGGAGCCGGGCCAGACUGGGUCAGCUCUGGGGGGAGGGGCUGCCAGGCAGGACAGCCUCUGCAGGGCUGGGCCAAGCAGGGCGGUGAUCUGGCUCUGCCUUUUGCUUCCUUCCUAGAUGGAGCUGCCUGUCCUGGGAGCCUGGACUGCGCCCUGAAGAGGCGGGCGCGGUGCCCCCCCGGUGCACAUGUCUGUGGGCCCUGCCUUCAGCCCUUCCAGGAAGACCCGCAGGGACAGUGUGUGCCCAGGACGCGCCGGCUUGUGGGGGAGAGCCUGCCCAGGCCCAGACUGGAAGAUGAGAUUGACUUCCUGGCCCACGAGCUGGCCCGGCAGGAGCCAGGGCACUCCAUGCUCACGGCUCAGCCCCAGCCGGAAGCUGGACAGCGGCCGCUGGAGCCGGCGGCCACCCUGGGGCUCUCAGAGCGCCGCCAGGGCCCCGACCUGGGCCCCCCCUCCACUCGAGGAGCCCCCGCACCCACGCCCCACACCUCUUUGGGCUCCCCUGUGUCCUCUGUGCCCGUGCACGUGGCCCCCUUGGAGCCCCGGGGCUGGCGCGGUGACGGACUCGCCCUCGUGCUCGUCGUGGCGUGCUCGGUAGCCGGCGCGGCCGCCCUGGCCCUGGCCGCCCUGUGCUGGUGCAGGCUGCAGCGAGACGUCCGCCUGACCCAGAAGGCCGACUACGCGGCCCCGCAGGCGCCCGGCUCCCCCGCAGCGCCCGGGAUCUCGCCCGGCGACCAGAGGCUCGCGCAGAGCGCCGAGAUGUACCACUACCAGCACCAGAGGCAGCAGUUGCGGUGCCUGGAGCGGCAUAAAGAGCCGCCCCAGGAGCUGGAGUCCUUGUCCUCAGACGAGGAGAACGAAGACGGUGACUUCACGGUUUACGAGUGCCCGGGCCUGGCCCCGACCGGAGAGAUGGAGGUCCGGAAUCCGCUGUUCGACCACUCCUCGCUGUCCACGCCCCUGCCACAGUGACCUGAAGGCUGCCUCUCUCUUCUCCUGGACUGCAUGGCCCAGGGGUGGGGAGGGGCAGGGCACACCGGUUCCCUUAAACACACCUUGUUCUCGCAGUGGGUGUGCUUGUGGCUGGGCCAGGGCACCAGAGGGGUGGGGGCGGGAACCCCUGACGGAGGAGACUUCGCGCCCUUCUGCCGGGACCUUCUCUUGCACCUGUCCUGUUGAGUCCUUACCCCCAAAUGAGGGGACAGGGAGAACCGUGAGACCAGGCAAGGAUGAGGAAUCCUGGCAACAAUUAAAAUACAUUUCAAACCCGUC